Messenger RNA from Monosiga brevicollis MX1, 1515 nucleotides. RefSeq lists its product as uncharacterized. Bases 1 to 1515 code for a protein of 504 amino acids. Gene Ontology annotation, molecular function: protein binding. The record is from RefSeq and is a predicted model, not a curated record. NCBI's taxonomy places the organism in Eukaryota, Choanoflagellata, Craspedida, Salpingoecidae. The transcript has 6 exons.
AUGAGCAUCCUGGCGCAGCAUGUACGAGAAGACUAUGCCCAUGAUCAAGAAGCGCUCAAGGUUCGGCGUGAGACCGUCAUGGACGCUCUCACAGCGCUUGGCCUGGACCCGGCCCUGACUUCCUUGAGUCAGCAUUCCAGCCCCGGUCGCAACACCACCGCCCCGGAGGACCGCAGAGCCAGUCCCUUGCAAGAGGAAGCUGAGGAAGACGAUGAGCAUACCGAUAGACCUUGUCAUGACACCUCGGCUUCAGCCGAGACUGAUCCAGAUUCGAGGCACGCCACAACCAGCGUCGACUCAACUUGGCCAGACAAGACAAACGAUUCACACAACGAGUCUUCAGAUGAGCCUCACAAAUUUGAUUAUGGUAGUGAAAAUGAGAGCUCAAAUGAAGAUGCUAGUAUCCUGUGGCCUGCAGCUGAAGCUGAGCCGCAACAUCUUGCGCGUGUACCCUUGGAACACUCGGACCGCGGCUAUGCGCUUUCUCGAGGCAAACUCCGACGAGCAUCACUUCACGCUAAAAGUCAACAAUCCAAGUCCACAGAUAAUGUUGCUGAUCUACUCAAGGUUGUCGGCCGAUCAACACCGAUGAUUGACGUCAUUGAUGUUCCUGAAGCGCACGCGCCGUCCUUCGAGCCCACGCCCACUGACCCUGAUCCUUCCGAUGGUAGUGAGGCAGGCGACACAACUGAUCCACCGCUGCAGCUUGCCGUGCACUCCAUCACCAUGGAUGCCAUGACCGUGCCACCGGCCAAGACGGAGCGACGAGUAGCUAGUGCUGUUCGCAUCCAGGCUUGGUUUCGAGGAGCACACUGGCGUCGCAAGCAUCUGGAUAUCCAGAGCAUGUCGCUAUGGGAUCUUAAAACACCGCGUGCUCAAGCCAUUGAGCAAUUUCACGAGGACAAUGACCGUGCACUUAAAUCGUUUGGACUGGCUGGCAUCAAGGCCGUAGCUUUGGUUCGUACUUUUGCGGAUGCGCUUGAUGAUGUGCGAGGCGCCUGGCUCACAACACCCCCGGCCUCGUUGCAGCCCAUCACCUUUAACGGCUUUCUCGAGCAUACCAGGCGGCGACAUGCCGUGCAAACCGGUUUUCGCAAAUUUUGCGACAAAACCACCCAGGCAAUAACAUUGGAGGAGGGGCAUCGUCUGCUGCGCGGGCACCAUGACAUGAUCGGGUAUAUGCCAAAACAGACGGAAUUUCUGGCGGCUGUCAGCGUGGUGUUUCGUCAACCCGUUGAUAGCAUGGACGCCGUCGCCACCUCUCACUUGGAUGCGAGCGUACUCAUGUCCCGUGAUAUGCAGCUGCGAACAGCUCGAAGCUUGGAGAGCACGUGGUUGCAGCCGCGUGUGGACGGCCAGGACUCGUGGGCACUGAUGGAAGCAUCUCGAGAUGAGACACCGCUGAAAGCAGUGGUCGAUAUGAUGAUGAAGGAAAAGUAUGGCGCCCAUGCCGUUGCCUUGCAGGCUUUGGUGGACAAGCACCUCGACAGUAGCGAUGAGGAGGAGGCUGACUGA